CUUUGUUUAGGUACUUUGGCAUAGAGAAGAGCUCCCUGAUAUGGAACAGAGUACUCUGGGCCUGUUUGUUUGCCUGUCCUCCCGUUUAUCCUCCUCCUCCUCUUCUUCUUCUUCUUCUUUUCCCUCUUUUCCCUCUUUUCCCUCUUUUUCAUCAUCACCAUCAACACCCCGACCAUGGACGACGACCCGAGCCCUACCGCCCGUCCUUCUAGGAUCCUCGACCGCGCCAAGGCCGGAGAUGACACCGUCGUCUGCAAACGCCGAUGUCUCGAGCUUCAGGCUCUCUAUCGAGACAUCUCGAACAGCAAAAUGAGCCACCACAUCACCCUCAAGGCCGAGCUUGAGACCCCCAAGAUCGAAGUCCCACCCCCCGCCUCGGUACCGGUACCUAUUGCCCCGGACGACCAGGCCGUACCGCCGCCUCCGCCCGCCCAGCGUCCUGUUCCCGAACCGACUCCUCCUCGACCAGCUGAGACCCUGCCGUCCCUGGUGAUAAACCAGCCGAGUGCCGCUAGCAUCGACGAUCCGCCCCAGGAUGCGCCGGCGGCGCCAACGACAUGCGCGUCUGACGAGCCAUCGUCGGAGCCGAUUCCGGUGCAGCCGCCACAACAGCAUCUUCCCAAAGGAUCUGGGCUGAACCUCGAGCCCGAGACGCAGCCGCACCUUGCACCGCCGCCGUCUUGGGAAGACACCCCAAAGAAUAUUGACGACAGACGUGCACCGUGGGAUUGGCAUUCCACGCACGAAAUUCUCACCUCUAUCCUCCGUGCGGUGAACCCACAACAGGAACGGGCGUCUCCUCAUUUACAACAACUACAACAUCUACAACAUCUACAACAAGAUUGUCCUGAUGGCCAUGUUUCCCAUCAGCCCCCGUCGUCGGUUCAGCCUCUGGUCUGUCCUCUUCCCCUCGCACUCCGCCCCGCCGCCGACAAAGCCGGCCGUGAGAGCCACACGCCGGGCCCGAUGCCCGGCUCUCUCCCGCCCCCGUCUGAAGAAACGCCGGGAGGCGGCGAUGAGCAUGAGCAAGACACUUGGCCGCCCCAAGGCGGUUCCGAGCCUCCCCACGCCGAUGCAGAGUCGGCGUUGAGCCACAUGAAGGGUUGGUACGUGUGGUGGCUGAGAGAGCAUAGGCGGAGAAGGGCGUGCCGUCCAGAACAGGGAUGAGGACACUUUAGCGGAUUGCUGUGUCCUCUAAAAAGCCGAUGUGUGUUAAAGCUUGAUAUUAGCUACAUCGUAGACUCGCAUCACCUAGCAUAGAUCUUUAAUGUCUGUCGUUACUUGGGCUCGCGAAUUCGGCUGUCCUUGGACGUCCACUUGAGGCCACUGCAGCGAGU
Colletotrichum navitas is the source of this 1337-nucleotide messenger RNA. RefSeq lists its product as uncharacterized. The transcript is spliced from 2 exons. The coding region runs from base 175 to 1167 and encodes 330 amino acids. The record is from RefSeq and is a predicted model, not a curated record. Lineage: Eukaryota; Fungi; Ascomycota; Sordariomycetes; Glomerellales; Glomerellaceae.